CAUUGUAGAAUAUCGACUUCCAACUGCAGCCGUUAUGUCGGAAUCGAAGCUGGACGACGAGGCGAGCUACAAGAUCCAGUGCAACGACCAAGUGGGCCGGUACCUGGUGGCCGGCAGGGACCUCGAGCCGGGCGCGGAAAUAUUGACCGAGCUGCCCUUCGUCGUGGGACCCAAGGCCUCGACGUACCCGCUCUGUCUGACCUGUUACACCCCGUGGCCGCCUACCGAGGACGAUGACAACAAGCCCUUGUGUCCCAGGUGCGGCUGGCCCGUCUGUGGCGACGAGUGCGCCGACCAGCCCCAACACAGGGAUUACGAGUGCAAGGUAUUCGCCGAGGCGAAGGAAAAGUUCAACGUGGAGUUGGCUCUGUCCGACGAGCAGGCAAACGGCGUGCCGCAACUCGAGUGCGUGACACCACUGCGUCUGUUGCUCGCCUCGGAGCGGGACGGGGACCGUUGGAACCGGGAGGUCAAGGACAUGGCGGCCCACGACAAGCGGAGGAGCCAGACGGCCCAGUGGAACUCGGACCGGGUGAACAUUGCCGAGUACCUGAGGACCCGGUGCAAGUUGGACAGGUUCCCCGAGGACAGCGUCCAGACCGCUUGCGGGAUUUUGGAGAUCAACGCCCACGAGGUACGCACGGCCAGGGGCUUCCUCGCACGUGCCCUCUACCCCAAGGUCUCCAUCAUGAGCCACUCGUGCGUCUCCAACACCGUUCACAGUAUCGUACCCAACGAUUUCAGGGUGUACUUGAGAACGGCGGUAAAAGUACCAGCGGGUGGUGAGCUGUUGGGCAGCUACACGCACGCUCUGCUGCCGACCCUGCUGCGUCGCGAGUACCUCCAAGAGAGCAAGUACUUCACCUGCGCGUGCACCCGGUGCUCGGACCCAACGGAGCUCGGGACCCACAUGUCCUCCCUCAAGUGCCAAAAGUGCGACAACGGCGUAGUCGUGGCCCUCGACUCCCUCGACGCCGAAAGCACGUGGAAGUGUACCCACUGCGAGUUCAGCACGACGGCCCAGGCGGUGCUCAAGAUCCUCAAGAUCAUCCAAGCCGAGAUGGACCGGGUGGAGGCGUACACGGCGGCCGACGGUCCAGAGGCCAUCCAGACCCGCGAGAACUACAUGAAGAAGUACCGCUCGGUCUUCCAUCCCCGGCACGCCAUGCUCACCAUACCGAGGUACAGCCUGAGCCAGUUGUACGGCCGGGUGGAGGAUUACUUCUUGGACGACAUGCCGGACGUGGUGCUGGAGCACAAGGCCGAGAUGUGCCGGCUGCUUCUCCAGGUGCUGGACGUCGUCGAGCCGGGCCUGACGCGCUCGCGCGGCAUGAUCCUGUACGAGCUCCACGCCCCGCUGCUCUUUCUGGCCAAAGGCCAGUGGAACGCCGGGGUCAUCGACGCGGCCAAACUCAAAACGAAAAUGACCGAGGCGGCGUCCCUGCUCAAAGAGGCUGCGGAUAUUUUGGCUCGCGAGCCCCAGGGCACUCCGGAAGCCGACAUCGCCGCCGGGGCCAGGCAGGCGCUCGAACAACUCGACAAGAGCAUCGGCGAGCUGUAG
This is a messenger RNA of Copidosoma floridanum, 1561 nucleotides long. Its product is annotated as SET and MYND domain containing, arthropod-specific, member 3. Lineage: Eukaryota; Metazoa; Arthropoda; Insecta; Hymenoptera; Encyrtidae. Gene Ontology annotation, molecular function: protein binding. The record is from RefSeq and is a predicted model, not a curated record.